Ixodes scapularis (black-legged tick) is the source of this 644-nucleotide messenger RNA. RefSeq lists its product as uncharacterized. The record is from RefSeq and is a predicted model, not a curated record. Gene Ontology annotation, biological process: negative regulation of DNA-templated transcription. Bases 185 to 601 code for a protein of 138 amino acids. NCBI's taxonomy places the organism in Eukaryota, Metazoa, Arthropoda, Arachnida, Ixodida, Ixodidae. The transcript is spliced from 3 exons. Gene Ontology annotation, molecular function: DNA binding.
ACUGCCUGGUGUACCAGCACAACUACCUGCCGCAGUGCUGCCACCUGCUGCGGCACCGCCUGCUGUAGCCCCGCCAGCUGCUGCGGCACCGCCUGCUGUAGCAUCGCCAGCUGCUGCGACACUGCCACAGCCUGCUGCAGCUGCUGGGGCUCCAGCAGCUCUGCCAGCUGCCGUGGCUCCAGGAAUGGGGCUUGUUCACGGCCCACCAGAAGCCCCUUCCCCUUCCCAUGGAUUCUUGGGCCUCUUCGCAGAGGUAGAUGAUGAGACCCACCUUGGUCACGGGAUCAUGGUCGCCACAAGCAAACUGAAGUACAUCUUGGGUGCCCGGGGGGACUCGAUGUUUUGCAAAGAAGCAACGAAGGUUGUUUUUGGCGCUGCAAACUUGCAGCGCCGAAGUGUGACUGGACAGGCAUGUAGGCGGCUCAAGGGGUCAGUUGCGAAGCGAGCGCUGACCCCGAAUAAGCUGGCGGCCGUGGGCAAUGCCUUCCAGCUGUACAUCACGCAGACAUCCUCGGAUAAGUCACCGAAGAAGAGGAGGGUUCUCAUGAACAAAUACAUCGGCGAGCAACUGCACGAUAUUAAUAGAAAACUUGAGUUUUGAGGAACCUUCGAUCUAGGGUAUCUAAAGUAUUCAAUAUAUAUAU